AUGUUUCAAACAGACGACAGCUAUGACGUGCCCAUCGACCCCAAGCAGCAGGACAAGGCCACCAGGUUAAGGCUAACCAGCUUCCGACGCCCGCACAUGCGAGCCUUCCACUUCGCGUGGUUCGGAUUCUUCAUGGCCUUCGUCUCCUGGUUCGCCUUCGUCCCCCUCAUGAAGGAGAUCAAGGGUGACCUCGGCAUGACCAAGCUCGAGGUGUACAACGCCAACAUCUCGUCCGUGUCCUCCACAGUGCUCUCGAGUUUCAUCGUGGGCCCCCUCUGCGACACCUUCGGUGCGCGCAUCAUCUCCAGCACCCUGCUCAUCAUGAGGUGUAUCCCGACCGCCUUCGCCGGCGUGGUGAACAGCGCCACCGACGUGGCCAUCAUCCGCUUCUUCAUCGGCGUGAUGGGCGCCACGUUCGUGUGCACGCAGUUCUGGUCCUCGCAGAUCUUCGCGAAGGAGUUCGUCGGCACGGCCAACGCCACUACCGGAGGCUGGGGAAAUCUGGGCGGCGGUGUCACUCAGUUCUUGAUGGUCGGAAUCUGGAACGCCUUCAACACUGGCUAUGACAGCGAGACCACGUGGCGUCUCUCGUUCGUCGUGCCGGCGGCCAUCGUGUUCUGCGUUGCCGUGGGCCAGCUGUUCCUCGCCGACGACUGCCCGAAGGGUAACUACAAGGAGCUCGAGGCGCACGGCGCCAUGACUCGCAAGUCCUCCGCCGUCUCCUUCAGAAAGGGCUACAUGAACGUGAACUCUUGGCUCAUGUUCCUCCAGCACGCCGCCUGCUUUGGCGUUGAGCUGACCGUCAACAACGUGGCCGCCAACUACUUUUCGGACGAGUUCGACCUGUCUACCUCCAAGGCUGGUAUCGUGGCGUCGUUGUUCGGACUCAUGAACCGCUUCGCUCGCUCUCUGGGUGGCAUCUGGUCCGACUUCCUGUUCGCCAAGUUCGGCGGUGGCGUUACCGGCAUGCGCGGACGCUUCUUCGCGCAGUGGUCCGCUCUCCUGUGGGAAGGCUGCUUCCUCUUCCUCUUCACCUACAUGAACACGCUUGAUGCGGCCAUCCCCAUCCUCAUCCUCUUCUCCGUGGGCGUGCAGAUGGCGGAGGGCACCUCGUACGGCAUCGUGCCGUACAUCGUCCCAGACGCGACGGGCGCGGUGUCGGGCAUCGUGGGCGCCGGUGGCAACUUCGGCGCGGUGAUGUGGGGUCUGAUCUUCCGGUUCGCGGGCAGGAGCGAGAGGGCGGUGUUCCGAAUCAUCGCGGCGUUCGUGGUGGGCCUGUCGUGCCUUACGGCUCUCCUCAAGAUCCGCGGGUACGCCACGUGCUUCAUCGCCCCCAAGGGAGAACCGGACUCCAUCGCGUACAUCAAAGACUCUUCUCGUGUCAAGAUUGGUUGA
Molecule: messenger RNA, 1395 nt
Organism: Ectocarpus sp. CCAP 1310/34
Lineage: Eukaryota; Phaeophyceae; Ectocarpales; Ectocarpaceae
Source: the annotation of a GenBank genome assembly